UCUCUUCCUGGAUGCACGCGCAGGGCCAAUCCCUGACUGAUCACUACGCCGAGGUGCUACUUGUUCAACAUGGCCGGCCAGGAAGAUCCAGUGCAAAGAGAGAUUCACCAAGACUGGGCGAACAGAGAGUACAUCGAAGUGAUUACAAGCAGCAUUAAAAAGAUCGCCGACUUUCUUAACUCAUUCGAUAUGUCAUGUCGUUCCCGUUUGGCUACUCUCAAUGAGAAGCUGACAGCGCUGGAAAGGAGGAUUGAAUAUAUCGAGGCAAGAGUGACGAAAGGAGAGACGCUGACUUAGUCUUCGUCAUGGAAAUUCAAGGCGUCCAAGACCUACUUAACCAUCCCUCCCCCACCUUGAUUUUUUUGUAAUAACUGAGAAGAAAACAACGCUAGUUUUUUGGAACCAUGUGGACCAUUUUUAUAUUAUAUGGCUGAAUUAUGUGUUGUUUUCUCUCAUGAUACAUUUGUAAAAAAAAAGCUAUGGGCAGCCGUGGGUGUCAGUGAUUCUGGCAUCAAAGUACACAUAAGCUCCACAAUUAUUAUGAAUCUGGUAUCAGCAAACUCAGCUAUUUGCCCAUCUGUGCUGUGUACAAUUACAUGACUACUUCAGAGAUUGAUGAAAAGGUGACUUUCUUGUGUGCCAUGUUGAACAAAUCUGUAUUCAUCUUUAUUGAGGACAUGCCUGUACAGUGAAUUGUUUAGUGAUGUUUCAGAAUUGAAAUGCUGUAAUAAAUGGUAAACGAUG
Betta splendens (Siamese fighting fish) is the source of this 744-nucleotide messenger RNA. It is a transcript of the gene brk1, whose product is annotated as BRICK1 subunit of SCAR/WAVE actin nucleating complex. The record is from RefSeq and is a predicted model, not a curated record. Gene Ontology annotation, molecular function: protein-containing complex binding. Bases 70 to 297 code for a protein of 75 amino acids. The transcript is spliced from 3 exons. Gene Ontology annotation, cellular component: SCAR complex. Lineage: Eukaryota; Metazoa; Chordata; Actinopteri; Anabantiformes; Osphronemidae. Gene Ontology annotation, biological process: cell motility; actin filament organization; regulation of actin polymerization or depolymerization.